Uloborus diversus is the source of this 4677-nucleotide messenger RNA. RefSeq lists its product as uncharacterized. Bases 1 to 4677 code for a protein of 1558 amino acids. Gene Ontology annotation, molecular function: heme binding; peroxidase activity. Gene Ontology annotation, biological process: response to oxidative stress. NCBI's taxonomy places the organism in Eukaryota, Metazoa, Arthropoda, Arachnida, Araneae, Uloboridae. The record is from RefSeq and is a predicted model, not a curated record. The transcript is spliced from 25 exons.
AUGCGAACCAGGCUUCGUCUGAUCUUGAUCAUCCUUUUGCUGGAGCUAUGGCUUCAAGUACUUCUUUCGUCAACAGAAAUGGUGGAAGUGCCGAUUAUCGGCAGGAAAACUCAACGUAUCGUGUCCCGAGUGACACGUGGCUUGAGACUGCACAAACGACAACUAGGCCGCUUUACACAGCACUUAAAACCAGCGAAAGAAAUAGACCCCAUUCCAGAAGGUCCAAAGGUACUAAUGCCCCGCAUUCCACCCGAUGACUUGAAGAAAUUUAUCAGUCAAGCAGCCGAUACCAUUCGGUUAAGGAUGGAAAGCAUGGAACCUAGUAUUUAUAGAAGUGGUGCGGUAUUGAAACCAGGUACGCCUGAAUGGUAUGCAUCUGCUACUACUAGGGUGAAAGUCAUGGCAAAGAAUUACUCCCGCAUCGCUCUCACUGCGGAAGAAGCCACGAGAAAGAUCGCCAACACGUAUGAUCUGAAUAAGGAUCAGGUAGCUUAUGGUCUUCCAAUCGCCGACAUAAGGGGUACAAUACUGAGUAGUCAAUGUCCGUUGGAGGUGGAUUUUCCCUGUCAGCCGAGAAAAUACCGAGCUUUCAGUGGCUAUUGCAAUAACGUGCAAAAUCCGAGCUGGGGGAAUGCAAAUCGGCGGUUUGUUAGAUUUAUAGCACCCGAUUAUUCGGACUACGUAUCAUUACCUCGUCAGUCUUUGAAUAACGAGUUUUUGCCCAGUGCUAGAGAAGUGAGUAUGGCGGUACACACGGAUUCUGAUCGACCCCACACUCACGUGACUGCUGUUUUGGCCAUCUUCGGAGAGUUCGUCUACCAUGACUUGGCUCACAUAGCUCAAUCAGCUGGAUAUCAAGGAAGUCGCAUAAAAUGCUGUGGAGUUGAAAAAAACCAGUUUCAUCCAGAAUGUUAUCCUAUUCGAGUGCCAUCUAACGAUCCUGUUUUUGGACGCAGCAGUCAGAACUGUAUGGAGUACGUGCGGUCCUGCUCUGCACCACGCAUUGGGUGUACAUUAGGCCCUAGAGAGCAGAUCAACCAAGUGACGUCUUUUCUAGACGCUUCCGUUGUCUACGGUUCCUCAGUAGAAGAAGCCAAUGUCCUGCGAACUUUUCAAGGAGGACAACUGAAGAUGCAAAGGACGGCAGCUGGAAGAGAACUUUUGCCAGCAGAUGUAGAGCAAGCCUACUGCAAGAAUUCUGGAAAAACUAGGUGCUUCCAAGCUGGUGAUAUUCGUGCCAAUGAAAAUGCUGGUCUUGUCGUCAUGCACACUAUAUGGGCUCGCGAGCACAACAGGCUUGCUCGAAACCUUGCUGUUCUCAAUCCUCAUUGGGACGAUCAUCAGCUUUUUGAAGAAGUUCGAAGAAUUGUUGGAGCUCAACUUCAGCAUAUAACUUACAAAGAAUUACUUCCGGCAAUCUUGGGACAAGAUAUUACAGACAAGUACGACUUGCAGCCGCAAGGCAGUGGCCAUUAUACAGGCUAUGACAUUAACAUGAAUGCCGGAUUAUCGAAUGCUGUAGCAACAGCCGUAUUUCCCUUCCUGUUUUCCAUGAUGCCCUCUCACUUCGAUCUCUAUUCCAAAGAGUACAAAAAAGUGGGCUCACGAGCUAUGAGCGAUACUUUCUUUCGCACAGAUGAAAUGUACGAUUCGAACACCUUUAACGAAUAUCUCAUCGGAUUAGUUAGCCAGAAAGCACAAAAUCGGGACGAGUUCAUCUCCAAGGAAAUGACGAAUAACGUAUUCUCUGAUGUGCGUACUGGGUCUGGAACAGAUUUAGCUGCCUUCAUUAUUCAGCAGGGACGUGACCACGGUAUACCGGGUUAUACUUAUUGGAGGAAAUUUUGUCGCACUGAACCAAUAGUAAACAGCUUUGAUGAUCUGAGAGCAGCUAUGCCAAGCGAUACAAUACAGAAACUGACUAAAAUAUACAGGAGUGUACAUGAUAUUGAUUUAUUCACUGGAGGUUUGGCCGAGACGCCUUUGAACGGAGCAGUCAUUGGCCCUACCUUUGCUUGUUUACUGGGAAGGCAAUUUCAUUACUUGCGACGAGGAGAUCGAUUCUGGUACGAAAAUGAUAUUCCACCUUCUUCUUUUACAAAAGAUCAACUUGCUGAAAUCCGGAAGAUCACUUUAGCUCGUGUUAUGUGCGAUAACGCAGACUCGGCAGAUUUCUUGCAACCUUCUGCAAUGUAUGUCAGCGAUCCUUUCCUGAAUGCAUAUCAGACUUGCAACUCAGCUGACAUUCCAGCUAUGGACUUGAAGAAAUGGAAGACACUAUCUCCCCGCGUCCAAGUCUCUGCAACUCUUUUGAAAGAUUCUCUGUCUCGAGCAAAACGCCAGGCGGCUGAACUCAUGACAGCUGAAUCACUGUCGAUUAAAAAAAGACAAGGUCUAGCAGCAGAUAAAAGUCCACAAGCAGUGCAUUUAAGUUUCUUGCGGCCGAAACGUCAAGCUCAGCAAAUCACAAAUCAGUCCAUUGUAUUAGAAAUCGCAUCGCAAGGCUUUGCCAGUGAUUACCUGAAUAGGAACCAAAGAGAUGAAGAGAAAGGAAUGUCGUUAAACUCUGUGCAGGAGUUGAUGGCUGCUUUGCCGAAUAUCGAUGUGGCCGACUUGCUAGACAUUCCGAAAGUGUUUGAUUGUGAUGAUCAAACCUUGCCAUGUGACCACACGACGAAGUUCCGGACAAUCACAGGAUGGUGCAAUAAUCUUAAUCAUCCCGAGUUGGGUAAAAGCAUGCGAAUCUUCACUAGACUUCUUCCCCCCGUAUAUGCGGAUGACAUGAGUGCCCCGAGAACCAUAGGAAGACUGGGAACUGUGUUGCCCAGUGGCCGUCUCAUAUCAACACACAUACAUGAUGAUGUGAAAGCACCUCAUGUUCGUUAUUCCCUGAUGAUUAUGCAGUGGGGGCAGUUCCUCGACCAUGACAUUACAUUUACUCCUAUGAAUGCAGCUAACGGAAAGCCUUUGGACUGUUCUGACUGCAAUUCUGCUAAAUCGAUUCACCCCGAAUGUUUUCCGAUUGUAGUGCCGUCAAACGACCCCUUCUAUCCUCCGAUCAACCAAACAACCGGCAGACCCACUUGCAUAUCCAUGGUUCGAUCUCUUGCUGGGCAACUCACUCUUGGGAGACGGGAGCAACUGAAUCAGGUAACUGCUUUCGUUGAUUCGUCGAAUGUCUAUGGUUCGGACCGAUGUGAAGCUCGAAUGUUAAGGACGUUCAUCGGGGGCAAACUAAAUGUUACUAAACAUCCACUUGGUCAUAAAGAUUUGUUGCCACAGACCAGCAACCACAAAGACUGUGUUGCACCUUCCGGGCUGUGUUUUGAAGCAGGUGAUUCUCGGGCCAGUGAGCAGCCAGCAUUAGCUGCAAUGCAUACAAUAUUCAUGAGGGAGCACAACCGAAUCGUAACACAGCUACAAAGAAUCAAUCCUCACUGGAGUGAUGAAAAUUUGUAUCAACACGGGAGAAGAAUUCUUUCUGCCGUCAAUCAGCACUUGACAUACAAUGAGUUUUUGCCCAGAAUUUUGGGGAAAAGCUUUGCCAACAAGUAUGAUUUGUACUCCCAAGUAGAAGGGUAUUUCGAUGGUUAUGACUCGACUUGUGAUCCGACUGUGUUUAAUGAAUUUGCAGCGGCAGCUUUCCGAUUUGGACACAGUUUACUAAAGCCAGUUUUUGACAGAUUGGAUCGUGGGUAUCGUGUUCUCAAUGAACCUUUGCAUUUAAGCAAGAGCUUUUUCAAUUCUGACAUGCUAUUUUCAUCCAAUGCCAUUGAUCAUAUACUUCGAGGUCUUGCCACAAGCAGCAUGGAAGCUUUGGAUCGUUCCAUUACUGAAGAAGUGACCAACCACUUGUUUGAGAACAAGCAUGUACCGUUCUCUGGCAUGGAUUUAGCCGCCCUGAAUAUUCAAAGAGCCAGAGAUCAUGGAAUCCCAGGUUAUAACGAAUAUCGGGAGUUUUGCAACUUGACAAAAGCGAAAUCCUUUGAUGAUUUGACAACAGAAAUCCCAUUUCAAAUUGUAGAAAGAUUGAAAAACAUCUACAACCACGUGGAUGACAUUGAUUUGUUCACUGGAGCGUUGGUAGAAAAGGCUUUGCACGGUGGCUUAGUUGGACCCACUUUCGGCUGCAUCAUUGCAAAGCAGUUUUCUCUGUUGAAAAAAUGUGACCGAUUCUUUUACGAAACAUCCAACCCUCUACUGCGAUUUACAGAAGCUCAACUCACAGAAAUAAGAAAGUCUUCACUGUCCAGGAUCAUUUGUGACAAUGCUGAUUCGGUUGAUAGUAUUCAACGAUCUUCGUUUGACCUUCCUGAUCCUUUCAUGAAUCCACGAGUUUCAUGCAAUCUCUUACCUAACCUGGAUUUAGAGCAAUGGAAAGAACGAGUUUCUUGUGCCGUAGGAAAAGUAAGCAUUGAUGUGGGUUCUGCAGAGAGAAUAUCUCCUUGUGUCAUGUGCACUUGUACUAAAGAAGGGCCAAUCUGUCAGUCUUUGAAGAUCAAUAAUUGCCUUCAUCUGGCAAGUACAUUUUCCAAAGAAUCAGUUCUCUCUGACCAUGUGUGCAAAGUGCAAUGUGCGUACGCCUUUCGUGCCUUUCCUCAAGUGGAUAUAGCCAGGAAUGGUAGACUCAUCAAUUCUCCUGGUAGCAACGUACUUGGGUUCAGCAGCAAUUCCUGA